UUUUUCUCUUGCAUUGUCAAUUAGGCUAAUUCUUUCUUAUUAUUAUCUUUAUUUAUCCUCCAAACACACACACACGGAAAAAAAACCCAGAAUAUUUAUUAUCUGUGUUGCCAUCAUGUUUGGCAAACCCGUAUAUGCGUAUGAUUCUGAGGAAGAAAACCAACUUUACAAGGACCACUCCACCACAGACAGCGAUUCUGAUCAUAUUGACAGCGAUGUAGAGGACAAGAUCCUCAGCCAUGUGUAUUACCAAUCCAACAGCCAGGCUAUUAGUCAGCCCGCUGGUAAACCGGACGACCGUAGCCACAGCCAGCAAGAACUCUGCAAAGCCAAAGCCGACAAUGACGAGGAAGAGGUGAAUAAGCGGGAGGAGGAUACCAAAAAUGAUGAUGAUGAUGAGGAGGAGGAGGAGGACAGCAGGUACCAGAUAGGAUCGAAACCUCGCAAACCCCAAACGCACCAGAAACCCGCACCCCAACAGCAAUCCCACGGUGAUCUGUCCUCGGACUCGGAUUCAGAGUCUGAAAUGGCUCCAGCACGAACAGUGGCAGCGGGCGUGAAGCACCAGGUGAACACCAAGGGCACCGUCGCAUGCAAUGCCAGCUCUGCCGAAGCUGUCGACGAAUUCCUCGACGCCCUAGUCACGCAAGCCGAUGGGGGGCUUUCAGACAUGGAGCACCAGCAUGUCCAGAUCGACUCCCUGCUCAGCCCCGCACUCACCCAUGUGGUGACCCUAAAGCGUACGCGCGAAUCCGACGAAUACGAGUACCUCGAUGAGGCAGAAAUCCAAGGACGCAACCGCUAUUUCAUGGAGGAAAAAGAAAUCAUCUGCUCGCGAUGCAAUUUGCCCGGACAUAUAGCCCGGGAAUGCACCGUAGGCAUGCAUCCAGGGACUGUCGGUGGACAGGGACGGUUUGUCACCGGUGUAAUAUGCGCGGACAUAUUUCUGCCGAAUGUCCGCAGAAAUCCAACGCCUAUCGUGGAAAAGCCCAGGGCUGCAGCAGGUGUUCGGCAGGGACUCAUCAUACCGAGGAGUGUGCGAGUAUUUGGCGCAGAUACGCGUACGGUGGAGGUUGUGCCGUGGUGUUAUAAUUGCGCGGCGAAGGGCCACUUUGGCGACGAUUCGGACGGCUUUUGGCGCGAAGAAUUCAGGCUGAUUAUGCUAGGGGUGGUUCUGGACACGGUGGUUCUGGACAUGGUGGACAGGGUGGGCACGGAGGGCACGGCGGACACGGUGGUUAUCAGAAAACGCAUAUUAAUAAUCGCCUCGAUGGGAAUUCUCGCGGUGGUGACCAUGGUGGUCGGAACUAUCUCAUCGAUGCAUAGCUCAAACAAUCGCAGAAACGACUACAGGACAGCAGACUAUCCCCGGUCCAACCAUGGCAAUCAGGGCGGUGGCGGUAACGGUGGACGCGGGUAUGAACCAAGGAGAGCACCCACCUACACCCCGAGCAUCAGCCGCAGAAACCAGAAUAAUGGCAAUAACAAUGCUAAAUCGUCGUCGUCGCAUAAAAAGUUUAAAGACGAUGGGUCCAGCUACAAUGCCAACCGCAACCACAACCGCAGAUGAGUACUUUUUUAUAUACAUAGAAAAUACACCCAACAUUUUACACUUUUUUUUACAAAUACAACGGAUGAAAUCGCACAAU
Molecule: messenger RNA, 1649 nt
Organism: Kickxella alabastrina
Lineage: Eukaryota; Fungi; Kickxellomycota; Kickxellomycetes; Kickxellales; Kickxellaceae
Exons: 6
Coding region: 116-1570 (484 amino acids)
Molecular function (GO): nucleic acid binding; zinc ion binding
Source: RefSeq, a predicted model, not a curated record